ACCAUUGGGAAUGUGGGAGGCGCCGAGGGCCGAUGUCCAGGACUUGGUUUGCGACGCGUAUCCGAGCAACCGCAUUGUUUACGGUCGGCGCUGUGUUCGGGAGCAGCGAGCCCCCGAGCUCACUCUAACCGAGCGACGCCGCUAAAUCUCUGCUUACAUUUGGAAAGUAAGCACAGAUCUUGAAUAUGGCCCAUAAGUACGACACGCUGAUCGCCGAGAAAUCCACAUUGAGCAAAAUACUCACUGAUAAGAACCCGCUUCCUCAGCCGUGGUACAAGGAGAGAUUAAAGACUAAGUACUUAAAGAAGAAUCCUAAAUUGCAGUCUGAUGCUUUGAAUGGACAUAGAUGGCGUUUCCUGAAAAGUGGACUGGAUGACUUUCGUGAUGGGUAUCCACCUCAUUUACGAGAGGAUUUAGCCAUUAUACAGAGUCAGAAAGGUGCUGGCCUUAGUCCUUUGCUGGUGAACACAACUGAAACUUAUAAGCCUGCUCAACGUGUAUCAAAAAGGCUCACUAAAUCACAGAUAUGUUAUUCCAAGGCUCUACCAUUACAACAGGCUAAGAGAGAGCAGAUUGAAGAGAUUGAAUAUGGCUUGAGUCUACAUCCAUUAGCUCUUUAUCCACACCUGGAAGAAGGAGUGCCUCCGGAGCUCUUUGAGAACAUUGUGGAGAUCCUGGAUCCUGAGAUGCUGCUGACCAGUGAGGAGGUUCAGGUAGGUUCCAGGGAACCUACUGAAGUAAAUGAGAAACUUCAAAAGGCACAGAAGAGAAAGGAAAUGCAUGGACAAAGAUGUUCAAAAAGCAGUGAAGAGACAAAGCAAAGAAACCCAUACAAAUGGAUUCUAACGAGAGGGACACAAAAAGAGGACAAGAAUGCAAAACUGAAAGGGGACACACCGUCACAGCAAGAGAAAGAAAUAGAAGAGGUUACAAAGGCAUUUUGUGACUGGGUUGCUUCGCUGGGUAGCGAGAACAACAACAUCGAAGAAGCAACUAUCAUGAGCCUGUUUGCCAGCAACUAUGAGUCCCAGGCUGCACUCGCAAUACCUAUCCAAGUAGUAGAGCUGAUUGAUGUCCCACCAGAAUUGAGGAAAACUGUGGGAACCCCUCCACUACCACCUUCAGCGAAAACCAGCAAAGCUAUUGGCACGGAAUCUACCCAACAAAGGGAGUACAAAUUUAAAUAUGGAGCAUGGUACUUAGACCCAAAGACAUGGAUGAAAAGAAGAGUUGAUGAACCUCUGGUUGAUCCCAAUUUUGUGCCUGAGACAGAUAAAUCAAAUUUAUCUGAAGGAGAUAUUGAGAAGGAAAGAAAGAUGAGAAGACUCCAUGCAAUGUUAUCUUUCAAGAAAUUCAUUGAAGCUAAAGGACUUAGAAAACCAGAGUUUAUGAAGAAACUAUUUGACACAGUUGAUAAAAAUGGUAAGAUCAUUUCCUGACUGAAACUGGAAACCUUGGAGCACGGAUUUUAUUCUUCAAUGCUUAAAGCCAUCAUUGUUAGUUAAUAUAUGAUUUCAUUGUUUUACCUUAUCAUACAUUCUAUUAUAUUAUGAUUCUGCUUUUAAAAAUUGCCACUGGUUUAUACUUAUGGAAAAAAAUUUUCACAAGAGUUUAUUGGAAAUUUUUUUUCCAAGAACUGACAACUACAAAAGACAGCUAAUACUGUACCGUGGACCUAAAUGAAGAUAAUAAAUGAGCAUUUUCAAUUCUUCCAACUCUGGGUGCUCAUUUUGCAUGUAGUAGAUAUUAUCAGGAGCACAAUUAUUUGUUGAACCAGAUUGCACCAAUAGCCAAGCAGCAUUCAUAGAGAACACCAAUGAGAAGUGGUGUGUACAUCAGCACAUUCUGGACAGCGAUGGCUGUAUGUCACAGUACUGAAUAUGCUGGAGGUCAGCUGAACUCCCACUCCACAUCUACUACAUUCACUCAUGAGUGCAGGGAUCUUCACUGAGUUUCUCAGCCAUUUGGCUGUAUCUGGCCCGCAGCUUCAUAACUAACCUUUCAAACUGAUCCAUUCAUUUGAGUGGGAAUGCUAACUAUAAUUAGAAAGAUAAAUUCAACUUUUAAGGAAAUAUUUAUUUUUAGUUAUAUUUCUUUUUUAAUGAUUUCAAGUAAUGAAGUUUAUGUUAUUUUUAUAUACAUUCAUUGAUUCUUUAAGUAAAUUUCAACUUUUUUAAAGUCUUUGAAUAUCAGAGUUUUGAAAAUCAGGUAGGGGUCUCCCUAUCAUCAAUCAGGGACAUUUAUCAGGAGCGCUGCAUGUUCAGGGCCCUUAGUAUUGUUAAGGAUCCCACCCAUCCAUCCAGCAUCCUCUUUGACUUUCUACCAUCAGGCAGGAGACUCUGAUGCAUAAAACAAGAGCGCUUGUUCCAAGUUUCUUCCAAAAGGCCAUUAGGCUUCUGAACUCCCUGCCGCAUCAUAUUCAAAGUGUCACUGGUUAAUUUGUUUUGUACCCUCCUAUAGUAUUUACUCUAAGCCCUUUUAGUUUGUUAUUUAUGCGUGAUUCAUCUGUAGAUUUUAUCCUUGCUCUCAUAAGCUACUGUAUGUUAUGUGUACUACUGUGCUUUACACCCUGGUUCAGAGAACAUAGAAUAGCACAGCACAUUACAGGCCCUUCGGCCCACAAUGUCGUGCUGACCCUCAAACCCUGCCUCCCAUUAAAUUCAUUAAAACCCUGCCCCCACCUUAAAUUCCUCCAUAUACCUGUCUAGUAGUCUCUUAAACUUCACUAGUGUAUCUGCCUCCACCACUGACUCAGGCAGUGCAUUCCACGUACCAGCCACUCUCUGAGUGGAAAAACCUUCCUCUAAUAUCCCCCUUGAACUCCCUCCCCUUAACUUAAAACCAUGUCCUCUUGUACUGAGCAGUGGUGCCCUGGGGAAGAGGCGUUGGCUGUCCACUCUGUCUAUUCCUCUUAAUAUCUUGUACACUUCUAUCAUGUCUCCUGUCAUCCUCUUUCUCUCCAAAGAGUAAAGCCCUAGCUCCCUUAAUCUCUGAUCAUAAUCCAUACUCUCUAAACUGGGCAGCAUCCUGGUAAAUCUCCUCUGUACCCUUUCCAAUGCUUCCACAUCCUUCCUAUAGUGAGGCGACCAGAAAUGGACACAGUACUCCAAAUGUGGCCUAACUAGAGUUUUAUAGAGCUGCAUCAUUACAUCAUGUCUCUUAAACUCUAUCCCUCGACUUAUGAAAGCUUUCUUAAUUACCCUAUCUACCUGUGAGGCAACUUUCAGGGAUCUGUGGACAUGUACCCCCAGAUCCCUCUGCCUUGGAGUUUGUCCUCCCAAAGAAACAUCGUCUCAUUUGACAGUAUACAUGUAUAUAGUUAAAUGACAAUAAACUUGACUUGACUUGACUUAUAAACAGUGCAGCAGGUCACUUGACAUUGUGAUUUGUUGAAGGUCUUUGGACUCUGAGGACUGGCCACAGGAAGCUUGCUUGCUGCUGUGGAAGCAAAGUUUGGUGGCUGUUGGAACCACAAGGCCAUACAAUAUUGGGGCGACUGUGGGAGGCGGAUGACCAGCAGGCUGUAUUGAAUACAAUUUACCCCUAGAACCAUGGAAUAGUACUACCAGAAUAUGCUCAAUGAAGUCAUUUACUACUAUGAAUCCUUUCCUCUUUGAUACAAAUGGACUUCAGAAUCCAAGCAAGAGUACAAUUCAGAACAGUAUUAUUGCCUUUAAGACUGCAAAAUCUGAAAAGUUUAAAUUAAUUAGCAAUUGUCAUUGUCCAUCAGUUGACUCCCCAAUGAAAUGAAGCACAUAAUGCAAUUAAAAUAUUUAAUAAAAGUACAAUCUAAUUCUUCAGUGUUUAGUUGAAUAUUUAAGUUGUCUGAAACCGCCCUAACUUUUAAUAACUUGUUUUCACUGCAGGAGUAAUGAACACAGCAAACUGCAUUCUAUUAAAUGGAUGAGGGUUGUGUUAAAAUGUUAUAUUUAUUUUUGGCUUGUGAAGACCAGGGUUAUAGACCAUGGAUUCAGGUAAGUUAGGAUAGUGAAGUGGGAACAGGGGUGUAGACGGCAACAUCAGAGCAUAAUGGUUAGCAUAAUUACUUUACAGCACCAGUGACCUCCGAUUGGGGUUCAAUUCCCUCUGCUAUCUGUGAGGAGCUUGUGGGUAAUCCCUGUGACAGCAUGGGUUUCCACAAAGUGCUCCGGUUCCUUCCCACAUUCUAGAGAUGUACGGUUAGGGUUAGGGUGAGUAAGUUGUAGGCAUGCUAUGUUGGUGCUGGAAGUGUGGCAACAGCUGCGAGCUACCCACAGUACCAUACUCGCUGAUUUGAUUUGAUGCAUUUUACUUUCAAAGUUUAAAUGUAUAUAGAGUCAUAGAGCACUGCAGCACAAAACAGGCCCUCUAACCCAUCAAGUCCAUACCAAACUAUUACUGUGCCUAAUCCCAUUGAUCAGCACCUGGACCAGAGCCUCCAUACCCCUGCCAUUCAUGUAUUUAUUAAACUUCUCUUGUGUUGAAAUUAAACCUGCAUCCACCAUUUCCUCUGGCAGUUCGUUCCAUACUCUGGCCAACCUCUGAGUGAAGAAGUUCCCCUCAUGGUUCCCUUAAGCAUUCCACUUCUCACCCUCCAGUUCUAGUCUCACCUAACCUCAGAGAAAACAGACUGCUUGCAUUUACCCUAUCUAUACCCCUCAUAAUUUUGUACACCUCUGUUAAAUCUCCCCUCAUCUCCUGUGCUCCAAGGAAUAAAGUUCCAACCUAUUCAACUCAGAUCCUCAAAUCCUGGCAAUAUCCUUGUAAUUCUCUAUACUCUUUCAAUCUUGUUGAUAUCUUUCCUGUAUAUAGGUGACUAAACUACACAAAAUACUUCAAAUUAGACCUCACCAACAUUUUAUACAACUUCAACAUAACAUCCCAAAUCCUGUUCUCAGUACUUUGAUUUAUGAAGACCAAUGUAUCAGAAUCGCUCUUUACGACUCUACCUAUCUGUAACUUUACUUUCAAUGAAUGAUGGAUCUGUAUUCCCAGAUCCCUUUGUUCCACCACACACUUUGGAGUCCUAUUGUUCACUGUGUGAGUCUGACCCUUAUUUGUCCUCCCAAAGUGCAUCUCACACUGCCAUCUGCCAUCUUUUAUUUGGACAAAUAAAACUGAUCUUUUAUUACAAAUUUUGAAUUGGGAGAAGGGUCUUGCCCUGAAACACAAUGUGUUUAUUCCUCUCCAUAGAUGCUGCCGGAUCUGCUGAGUUCCAUCGGCAUUUAGUGUGCAUUACAGUUAAUUAUGCAGCGGUAAAUCUCACUGGAUUGGCAGCUGGUGUCAUUGCUACAUACCCCACCGUGCUUCACUGGAGAGGUUGCUAAUGCCAUGUGUAUCACAUGAAUGUGCUUAUACCCAGCCAGGACCACAGAGAGUGAAUGAUGCUCUUCCAUUAAAGCUCAUAGUCUCAUUACUGUGGACAAUAAGUUUGUUAAUUAUUUAGACGUAGACCAGAGCUGCCAUAUAAUUCUGGCAAUGUUUGCAUGUGAUCACACCUCCCCCCACACCCCAAAGCAAGGUUGGUUACUGUCUCAAGAUUCUUAACACCGUGUGUUCUGCUUUGUUAAUCCUCAUCAUGGCCACCUCUAAAGAAAGGACUGCUAUGAGAGGCAAGAAAAGCGAAGGAAUCACAUGGUGGGAUGAAACAAUUGUUCUAUGCUGUUCCUUCUCUGAGGAGCCUUCUCGCCCCAUGUAGAGGAUUGAAAGCAACAGAAUUAGGUGAGAGAGCAACAGUAGGUGCAAGAAAGCUUCACAGAACAUAGAUGUGAUUCAAUAGUCCCAAUAGCUUCCAGCUGAAUGCAAUGCAGUGCUUUGGUUUGUUGAUGGUUCAGUUGUUGAACAGCAUGGUAAUGUAACAGUGAGCACAUCACUUUAAAAUGCCAGCUGUAAAAUAAGGCUUUGAUUCCUACUGCUGUCUGUACGAUCUUCUGUGACCACACGGGUUUCUUCUCGUGCUCUGGUUUCCACCCACGUUCCUCAUAUGUACGGAUUAGGAUUUGUGAAUUGUGGGCAUGCUCUGUUUGUGUCAAAAGCAUGGCAAUUCUUGCCAGCUGCUUAGCACAAUCCUCUCAGAUCUGAUUUGAUGCAUUUCACUGUACAUUUCGAUGUACAUGUAACAAAUAAAGUUCAUCUUUAAAUUGGCACUUGUGGCCCACUGUGUAUCUUCAAAAGGUCAAAUCAUACAGUGGCUUUAAAGGAACCUUGACUGUAAAUUCAUGAAGGAUUUCCUACUGUUAAGUUAUUGUGGAGUUCAGUGUUUAAAAUGUUAUGCUCCUGGUACCUCUCCUUACCUACUGAAUACCAUGUUACUAAAGAUUUGACAAUGUCCUGCAUGGUCUAGGAUCUUUGGGAUCCAGGGUGGGAUAGCAAAUUGGAUACAGAAUAGGUUGGUGAGAGGAGGCAGAGGGUGGUAAUGGAGAGAUGUUUCUCAGGUGAGAGAUCUGUGACCAGUGGUGUGUUGUAAAGGAGGUGCUGGAUCCUUAGUUCAUUCGUGAUUUGGCAUGAGCAGUAAGUCUGUAAAUAAUAAUGAAAGUUGGUCAUAUUUUGGAGAGUGCAGAAUAUUGUCUAAGGUUACAGCAAGAUCUAGAUCAGCAUGCUGAGGGAGGAUAAAAAGGGCAGGCAGAUGGGAUUCACUCACUGGGCAUCCUGGACAACUUUCCAUGACUGAAGGUAGAAAUCAACUGCUCUCAUGUGUUUAUAAACCAUAUCAUUUUUUUAUUCUCUUUUUAUCUUUAUCAUAUCUUUUUAAUAUCUUGACCUCCAUGGGGAGAGCAAUCCAGGCACAAAGGUGUGCACAAAGUACACAAUAGCAUUCACUCAUCUCAGGUAGAAUGUGGCAUCCUUGAAGACUAAAAGAGUAGGCUCUUAAUUGAUGGGAUGACUUUGCCUCUUGCCCAAGGUUUCUAAAUUGCCCUGAAUGACCUGACUUGUCCAUAAUGAUACCUUGAAGCUAAGUACUGUCAGCAAUGUCACAUCUGAGACACCCUUUGAAAUCACUAUUAGUUUAAACAAGCUCUAUGUAAGUUGUUUGAGCAACCCACGCUCAUUAUUGAAUAUAUCCAGUCAUGUCCAAGUUCUCAGUAGAAUAAUCCUUAAGUUGCCAAAAUGUAAUGUAUGUUGAUAUUGCAUUGCACCCCCCCCCCCCCCGAAUUUGAUGAGCAGCUCUUUUGUCUUGCUGACAUUGUGGGAAAGUUGUUGCCAUGGCACCAUGUCACUGGGCACUGCUUGUCCUUCGAUUCAGCUUUAUUUGAGAUUCAGCACACGAUGGUAGUGUCAUCUGCAGACCUAUAGAUGGAGUUAGAGCAGAGUCUGGCCAGGCAUUUGUGAGUGUACAGGAAAUAAAGUAGGAGGUUGACAAAGCAGCCUUGCUUUGAAGAUAAUUGUGACAGACGUGUUCCCCUCUCUCCUUACUGAUUAUGCCCUGCUGGUCAGCAAGUCAAGGACUAUUGCUUUGAAGUUGUUGAGUAAUUCAAUAAAGUGGA
Hypanus sabinus (Atlantic stingray) is the source of this 7463-nucleotide messenger RNA. RefSeq lists its product as uncharacterized. The transcript has 8 exons. NCBI's taxonomy places the organism in Eukaryota, Metazoa, Chordata, Chondrichthyes, Myliobatiformes, Dasyatidae. The record is from RefSeq and is a predicted model, not a curated record. The coding region runs from base 186 to 1439 and encodes 417 amino acids.